AUGACCUCAGCCUGUAUGUUCUUCACCUGGUUGUACCAGAUCACUUUUUUCGCUGGACUUAUGGUGAUUUCGGCCAAGGUGGAGUUGGCCGGCAGAAACUCCUGUAUACCUUGCAUUAAGGCGGUGGAUAUUCAUGCGAAAGAAAUUGAAGCGGAGAAAAUAGCGAAAGAAAAAGAAGACGAAGACAACAGUAGACGUAGA
Ostertagia ostertagi is the source of this 201-nucleotide messenger RNA. Lineage: Eukaryota; Metazoa; Nematoda; Chromadorea; Rhabditida; Trichostrongylidae. The record is from the annotation of a GenBank genome assembly.